Ficedula albicollis (Collared flycatcher) is the source of this 2019-nucleotide messenger RNA. RefSeq names its product muscleblind like splicing regulator 3 (gene MBNL3). Lineage: Eukaryota; Metazoa; Chordata; Aves; Passeriformes; Muscicapidae. Gene Ontology annotation, molecular function: metal ion binding. The record is from RefSeq and is a predicted model, not a curated record. Bases 685 to 1800 code for a protein of 371 amino acids. The transcript is spliced from 9 exons.
UUUUUUUUUUUUUUUUUGCUCCCCAUUUACACGCAGUUUGCUCAGCCAUUUUAUUUUUUUUCCUUUCCCCGACUAUGUAGCAAAUAUUUAAAAGAAAAGAAAGAGGAAAAAAAAAAGCAGACAUCCAUUUGCCUGUUUUGAUGCUCGUGAACCAUAAUUUUUAGAAGCAAGAAAUAGAAGGAAAAAAAAAAACAAAACCCGAAGUUUUCUCCCCAAGGACCGAGACCAUUCCACAAACUGAAGUGCUGCCAGCAGCAUAUGCUUUUUGCAAGAAUAAUUGAAACCAUUAACUGGAGAGCACAGAAUUCUUUUGAAAGUCUGCCAGUUAUUUGCAAGUAACUUUGGCAGUGGCACAAAAUAUAACACUUGUAUUUUAACUUCUACAAUUGCACUUUUAGGAGCUGGCCUCUAAUUUGAUUUUCAGUUGUUCUGAUAAGAUUUCUAUUUUAUGAUUGGCUUUAUGUUUAAUUCUUGUUUAAAGAAACACGAUUUGACUUAAAUGAAAACCUAAGUGCUGAUGAAUAGGAGUUCUACCAAAGCAACAAGUUAGUUAUUUCUUCACGUUUAACUUGAAUUCACUUUUUUACCCUUUUUUUAAAAAAAAAGAAGAAAAAAGAAGAUCAGCAGUAAAUAUUACCCUGAGGAAGGGUGCGAUUGUUUGCAUUUUAAUUUUUGUUUUUUAAUAUGGCUGUGAACGUUUCCCUGGUUCGUGAUACAAAAUGGCUGACGUUAGAAGUGUGUCGAGAGUUUCAGAGAGGGACUUGUUCUCGGUCUGAUGCAGAGUGCAAGUUCGCCCAUCCGUCACGGAGUUGCCAUGUGGAAAAUGGUCGAGUUAUUGCCUGCUUUGACUCCCUAAAGGGCCGGUGUACCCGAGAGAACUGCAAAUAUCUCCACCCUCCCCCACAUUUAAAAACACAACUUGAAAUAAAUGGACGCAACAACCUGAUCCAGCAGAAGACGGCCGCAGCCAUGUUUGCUCAGCAGAUGCAGUUCAUGCUCCCGGGCGCGCAGCUACAGCCAAUUACAACGUUUCCUGUGACUCCAUCGCUUGCAACAAGCCCCACAAUGGCUUUUAGUCCCUACCUGAGUCAUGUUUCUCCUGGGAUGGGCUUAGUUCCUGCAGAGCUUUUACCAAAUACUCCUGUCCUGGUUUCUGGAAAUCCUACUGUUACAGUACCAGGAGGCUCUGCUGGGCAGAAACUGAUGCGUACGGAUAAACUGGAGGUUUGUCGAGAGUUCCAGCGUGGAAAUUGCACACGUGGUGAGAAUGAUUGCCGCUAUGCUCACCCUAUAGAUAUUGCAAUGAUAGACACAAAUGAAAAUACUGUUACAGUUUGCAUGGAUUACAUCAAAGGUCGAUGCUCUAGGGAGAAAUGCAAGUACUUUCAUCCCCCUGCACACCUGCAAGCCAAAAUCAAGGCAGCUCAACACCAGGUGAACCAGACAGCUGCAGCUGCAAUGGCCCUGCCGCCUGGUGCACUUCAACCUUUACCAAAGAGGCCAGCACUUGAAAAAAACAAUGGUGCCACCACAGUCUUUAACCCAAGCGUUUUCCACUACCAACAGGCUCUAGCCAACAUGCAGUUGCAACAGCCUACAUUCAUCCCUACAGGGUCAGUUCUGUGCAUGACACCCACUGCAAGCGUUGUGCCCAUGAUGCACGGUGCUACGCCCACCACUGUGUCUGCAGCAACAACUCCUGCCACCAGCGUCCCCUUCGCUGCAACAGCUACCGCCAAUCAGAUAUCCCAGUUAUCAGUAGAUGAACUGAGUAGCAGCAUGUUUGUUUCACAGAUGUAGAAGUUCCCGAUAGAACACAGACCAUGUUGAAAUUCUGAACAGUAAAAUUAUGGAGCACCAGGACUUCUUGGUGGGAAGCUGCGCAUGGCCUUUCUGUAUAUAUUCCCCUCUUCCCUCUAUCAUUCUCUACCACCUCUACAGUAAGCCUGUUGCAGCCUACAUGUUAACCAAAAACUGAUCAAUGGGAAUGUCAAAAAAAAAAAAGAAAAAAAAAAGCAC